This is a messenger RNA of Lingula anatina, 1289 nucleotides long. RefSeq names its product D-3-phosphoglycerate dehydrogenase. Gene Ontology annotation, molecular function: phosphoglycerate dehydrogenase activity; NAD binding. NCBI's taxonomy places the organism in Eukaryota, Metazoa, Brachiopoda, Lingulata, Lingulida, Lingulidae. Gene Ontology annotation, biological process: L-serine biosynthetic process. The record is from RefSeq and is a predicted model, not a curated record.
AUGCAUUGGGUGCGUGUACUCGUGACCUUCACCGUAAGUGACCUAGUUUGAGGAUAUAAUACCCCUAUGGGCUCUUCCCUUGCACAUUUCAUCAGCUCGUAACCAGUAAAAGUGGUUUUCUCCUUCACUAGAACAGUACAAUGGCUCUUACGCUUAAAAAAGUGCUUAUUAGUGAUGAGGUUGAUCCCAAAUGCGUCCAGAUACUUCAAGCAAACGGGGUUGACGUCGUAAAGGACACUAAAUUAACCAAAGAGCAACUCAUUCAAGAAAUCCCGAAAUAUGAUGGUCUUAUCGUUCGGUCAGCCACAAAAGUUACUGCUGAUGUCAUUGCUGCAGCCAGCAAUCUGAAGAUUAUCGGCCGCGCUGGAACAGGGGUGGAUAAUAUUGACUGUGAUGCUGCCACCAAGAAGGGAAUUAUUGUGAUGAACACACCAGGGGGUAAUACGCUGAGUGCCGCAGAGCUAACAUGUACCAUGGUCUGUGUCCUUAGCAGGCAAGUUCCACAAGCCAACGACUCUCUGAGAGCAGGGCGCUGGGACAGGAAAAAAUUUAUGGGGUCAGAAAUUUUUGGCAAGACCCUCGCCAUUGUGGGCUUAGGCAGAAUUGGAAAGGAGGUUGCCACUAGGAUGCAGUCUUUUGGAAUGAGGACGAUAGGUUUUGACCCUAUCAUUCCAGCGGAUGUGGUGGCAGAGUUUGGGGUGGAGUGGAUGUCUCUAGAAGAGCUGUGGCCCUUGGCUGAUUACAUUACUGUGCAUACUCCCCUUAUACCAAAAACAAAAAAUAUGAUAAAUGCUGAAGUAUUUUCUAAGUGUAAGAAAGGAGUCAAGAUAAUUAAUGUCGCCAGGGGUGGAAUUGUAGACGAGGAGGCAUUGCUGGAAGCACUGAAUGCUGGGAUAUGUGGUGGGGCAGCUCUCGAUGUGUUUAUACAGGAGCCACCAAAAGAUUUCACGCUGGUACAGCACCCCCUGGUGGUGAGUACGCCACAUCUUGGCGCCAACACGACAGAAGCUCAGUCCAGAGUGGCGGAAGAAAUAGCGCAGCAGUUUGUAGAUGCCAUGCAGGGAAAGAGUUUAUUUGGGGCGUUAAAUGCUCAAGCCUUAAGCAAUGCUCUCAGCCCAGCAACUCAACCCUGGGUUACCCUGGGGGAGGCCCUGGGGAGAUUGGCAGCAUCCCUGGCAGGGGAGGUGAACAGCAAUACCCAGGUGCAAGUUAUAACGUAUGGUGAGUACAGAAUGCAGUGUAGACUAAUAGAACAUAGGAUAGCUAGAAUGUAAGUGGUGACUUGUUGA